UUUCAUGACACGAAGAAUACAAGCAACCAGUUGAGAGCGUACCGUCGGGCAAAGGACUCCCGACCCCAAAAUGACACCAAAACAGUGAUCAAAAGCAGUUAAAAGUGCCAAAAUCGCCAAGUGCCAAGUCAUUUAUCGUCAAAUUCUGAGCUAACACGGAAGAGCCUUCAAAAUGAGCGUCUUCGGCAUGGUUUCGGCCGUAGCGGGCUUUAUCAAAGUCCGCUACCUCAUCGACAAGGCCAUGAUCGACAACAUGGUCUUCCGGGCCCAUUACAGGGUCACCUCCGCCAUCCUCUUCGUCUGUUGCAUCAUCGUAACAGCCAACAACCUCAUUGGGUACCCCAUCCAGUGCAUCAACGAUCGCGGGGUCCCAGGCCACGUGAUCAACACCUACUGCUGGAUAACCUACACUUUUACCCUUCCACACGAACAGGGAAAAUACAUCGGAUCGGAGGUAGCACAUCCCGGGUUGGGCAACGACAACCAGGAGAAACGCUACCAUAGCUACUACCAAUGGGUGCCCUUUGUACUGUUUUUCCAAGGAGUGUUGUUCUAUAUGCCGCACUGGAUUUGGAAAAUGUGGGAAAAUGACAAGAUUCGCAUGAUUUCGGAAGGGAUGAGGGGCGCCCUUGUGGGGGCCAAGGAGGAGCGGGAGAGGAGGCAAUCGAGGCUGGUGCAAUAUUUGGUCGAGACGAUGCAUAUGCAUAACACCUAUGCGUUUGGGUACUUCGUCUGCGAAGCUCUGAACUUCGUCAAUGUGAUGGUGAACAUAUUCAUGACGGACCGCUUUUUGGGCGGCGCCUUCCUCAACUACGGCACCGACGUCAUCAACUUCUCCAACAUGAACCAAGAGAACCGAACCGACCCAAUGGUCGCCGUUUUCCCGCGCGUCACCAAAUGCACCUUCCACAAGUUCGGUGCCUCCGGCACUAUCCAGAAACACGACGCUCUCUGCGUCCUCGCCUUGAACAUUCUCAACGAGAAAAUCUACAUUUUCCUCUGGUUUUGGUUCAUCAUUCUGGCCGUGCUGUCCGGCCUGGCGAUCGUUUAUUCCGCCGCGGUUGUGCUUCUGCCGAGCACCAGAGAAAUGAUCCUGAAACGGCGGUUCCGCUUUGGCGCCCCGAACGCAGUCGACACCAUAAUAAGAAAAACGCAAGUGGGCGACUUCCUGCUGCUGCACCUUUUGGGGCAGAACAUGAACCUGAUGGUGUUUGGGGAGAUUUUGGACGAGUUCGUGCGCCGCUUGAAUUUCGGCUCGAACUGCAACCUGCCCUCGGCGCCCAGCACUUUAGAAAUGAGCCCGAUUUACCCCGAGAUCGAGAAAUACGGAAAAGAGACUGAAACGUGAAGAUCUCUUCGAGAAUUUUUUUUCUAAUUUUACUUUGUGAUUAUUUAAUUAAGGUCGCUUCAUUUUUUUUAAUAUACUUAAGUCUCGUAUUGGGAAAAA
Molecule: messenger RNA, 1447 nt
Organism: Tribolium castaneum (red flour beetle)
Lineage: Eukaryota; Metazoa; Arthropoda; Insecta; Coleoptera; Tenebrionidae
Gene: Inx3
Product: Innexin 3
Exons: 5
Coding region: 173-1348 (391 amino acids)
Biological process (GO): phototransduction
Cellular component (GO): plasma membrane; gap junction
Molecular function (GO): gap junction channel activity
Source: RefSeq, a predicted model, not a curated record